GUUGGCGUCAGUAACUCGGUAUAUAACAGGAAACAAAUGUCAGUGUACGAUCAGUUUGCUAAGGUACAACUUACAUAAGGGCAUAAUCAGAACCACACACAAGUAUAAUGCUCACAAGUAUUAAGAGAAACGUGUCGUUCGGUAAGUCAGCUAAACCGACCAACUAUGAGUCUUUCAACAUAGUAGAUGAAAUCCUGUACGAUGAUGAGACAAAUCACAGCUCAGAUGACUCGGACCACGUGAUCGCUGAAGAGCUCAAUAUUAGGCGUAUUCGGUCAACUUCGAUGCCUGGCUUGCCUCAAUGGCCUGCACAGAGAAACCAUAUGUCCCUUGUGGUGUCAUUGACCCGUUCUGAUUCUGCAAAAGUUGGCACGGACGAGGAGGACACGCAUGUUGUAAAGUUGUCUCGCAAAAUGGGCACAUACGGUUUUACCCUAGUACAGGCAGCACAUGGAAGUGACCUUGUAGUUGGGUGGAUAAAGACUCAAUCUCCCAGUUAUCAUGCCGGUCUCCGAUUUGGAGAUGUUGUCAAGCAAGUAAAUGGUUUCCAUACAGAUGAUUUUACACCCAAAUAUGCCACCAACUGCAUCACAAGUGGGCCAACAGCAGUACUGACAAUCAUGAGAAAUAAGUUUAUACAGUCAAAUACUAUCGUUGCGCGAGACGGUCGUAUUGGCGUCAGUAUUUCUAAUGGAAUGAUCACAAGUAUCGAGAAAGAUUCGGCAGCAUAUGUAACACAGCUUACAGCAGGGUACAAAGUGGUUGGGGUGAAUGGUCAGACCACGCUGCGACACAAGCAUCUGAUAAAACUUUUGCGAGUGAGUUUGCUCUGCGAUGAUGUGAUCGCCCUAAACACUAUGCCAUCUGGUCUAUUUGUUUCCAUCGUGCCUAAGCAGAAGUUAGAGGUGCAGCAAUCGAGAAAGGAUGUGGAUUUCUAAACAGUCGAACAAUCGUUAGUAGGGUAGACUGUUGUACUGUUGACUUGCAAAUUAAAUAUUAUUACAUGAUA
Messenger RNA from Sphaeroforma arctica JP610, 1009 nucleotides. RefSeq lists its product as hypothetical. Gene Ontology annotation, molecular function: protein binding. The record is from RefSeq and is a predicted model, not a curated record. NCBI's taxonomy places the organism in Eukaryota, Ichthyosporea, Ichthyophonida. Bases 108 to 938 code for a protein of 276 amino acids. The transcript has a single exon.